GAUCUGUUAUUGUUCAGUUGACAAUUGACAUAUUAGGUCAUCAUUGCUGUCACGUUGUCAGUCCCAAUUGCUCCCGUUUCGUGGCUGAACUAACUCUGGAGACUAGGUCUAUCACACUUUUAACUAGCAAUACCAUUGAAAGUUUCAGAUGCCAAGUAAGGGCUUGGAGAUUUAAGAAUGAAUGGCAAGGUUUGCCUAAAUGUCAUCUGUGUUAUUCCCAAGAAUUCAACUAUUUAUCCCCAAAGUUUGGCGCUUGCCCAGAAAUGCUGCAAGGAACAUGGAUUUAAUGUUGAUCGGAUCACAGAAGAAGAUUGCAUGAAGUUACAGCCCUGCAGAAAAGAUAUCUUCAUUUUAGCUGAAUUUGAUGGACCAUUAUUUGAAUUCCUCAAAAGUUGCAAUUCUAAAGUUGUUGGUCCCCAAUGUAUGUUGGCUUUCAUUAACAAUGAAGAACCCCUUCCUGAUGUCUCAAUGUCAGUCUUCAAUUUUGCCAUGAAAGGGAUAGUGGUGACAUCAACAGGAUUAUCCUCACAAGAGAAGAAGACAAUUCAAGAGAAAAUCCAAUUCAUGGGUGGUAAUUACUCACCAGAGUUUUCUGCCAACAUCACUCAUCUCAUUGUCAAAAGUGUGGCCGACUUUAGCCCGAAAUUCAAAGUAGCCGUGGGGAGACGAAUCCCAAGAAUGAUUCCAGACUGGAUCGACGCUGUUUGGGAUGCAAAUUUAGAAGAAACUAUCCAUGCAACAGAUCCUAUCUUUACCAGGUUACAUUGCCCUAUUUUCCAUGGAUGUAUAGUGUCUGCUUCACAAAUCUCGGUCGAAGAGCGUGAAUCCAUCAAGAAAAUUAUUCGAGCCAACGGUGGUCAAUACUCUGCUAAACUCGAGAGAGGUAAAACGAAUAUUGUUAUCAUACCCUCGGCCGAAGGAGAAAAGUACAGACAUGCUAGACAGUGGAAGAUCCUCUGCCUCAAACCAGAAUGGAUUCAAGCUUCGUUAGAAGAAGGCUACGCUGUAGAUCCGAAAUGCUUCACUUUAAAUGAGACUAAUACCACACUGCCUUCUAAUAAGUCUUCUACCCUAAAAGCCCAUAGCCGUUCUUUUGCAAAUUUGGGCAAUAGUAGCGUGAACAGUACCAUUUUUGACGAAAACCAACAAACGUGUCAACCAAUUGAUGAAACUGCUAUUGGGUACCCGUGUUCGUUCUCCAAGCCUCAACGAUAUGGUUCUCUGCAAAGAGAACCUCUGGACUGUUUGAAUUUAACUCUGUCUGUUAACGCAGGACCCUUUCUGAAAGGUUGCAAAAUUUUCCUAAGCGGUUUCAAUAGCCCCCAAUUGGAGAAACUUCGGCGGAUUCUCAGCAAUGCCGGCGUGACCCGAUCCUUCGUCGUUAACAAAUCAAUAUCUCAUGUUAUCGUGGGAGAAACAGUGAAAGUAGAUUGGGAUCAACUGAUGAGGUUGGAAAACAAGCCUCACGUUGUAACAGUCGAAUGGCUAGCACAGAGUCUGCGCUUGAAAAGUGCUGCACCCGAAGCUGAUUACCUACACCCAGAAUGGGAGGACCUUAGCAAUUUCUGUGAUACAAAGGGGGCGUCAAAGGAUCAUCCGCCUAUAGAGAAAAUUGAUGAUUCUCUAGAAGAGAUGCAGUUAACUCUACAAACUUUGAUCACAGACCAAAUAGAGGAAGAAGAAGCUGAAAAGUCCCUUCCAACCGAGGCAGUCCUAUCCGAUUUGACUUUGAAAAGUGACAGUCUGGAAACAUAUUCAGUUAGUUCCAUGAAUGGCCUCAUUGCAUCAAGCAAGCGUAGUCCAGUGGUAACGAAGAAUCACCUGUGCAUAGUGACUGAGUCAAUGUUCGGUGAAUCAGCGAACUGUGACACUCCAUCGUAUUUACAUCCUUCCAGAAAUGGUACAAAUACUUUGUGUAUAACCCCUGAACCCCGGCCAGCUCUUUGUAAUAUGCUCACACCUGAUACUCCAUACGGACGCUUACUCAAUCCGGACCCUUCACCUGGCACGCGAAAAAUGUGGAAACACGCUUUAGAUAAUCGGGUCCGCUUGACGCCCCGUGCAGAUGAAUCCGUGGAUGUUUCUACAUCACCCCACGUAUUUCAUCCUAUCGAGAUUUUCCCUGGAAUUACCGAGUAUUUCCAUAAUUUAACAAAGCGAAUGCUACGUGAUUGUCUAUCGGCUGGAGAUGCUGCGGAUAACACAGCAUCGACUGAUUUAAGCAAAACGCAGAAGACUGUCGCAUCCCAAUCGGUUGCUUCCGCGUAUUGCGUCAUGUUUUCUGGCAUGUCACAAGAAGAUCGUGACAGCUGCACAGAAAUCCUUGAAAAUUUAGGCGGAACAGUGAUCAGUGCUAAUCAGUACGAUCCUGCAUGUACUCACCUUGUCGUUGCUAAACUUGGGUGUAACGAGAAGCUGUUGACGUCGAUGGCCGCCGGCAAGUGGAUCGUUCAUCCCGGAUGGGUGUACGAGAGUGAAAAAAUGCGUCGUUUUGUUGACGAACGCAAAUACGAAUGGGGAAAUCCUACGUGCAAUGAUUCCAUCUCUAAGGAGGAAGCGAAAAUUGCUGCGGCUGCUUAUUAUUGGCGCGUUAAUCGAAAUCGAGACUUCCCGGCCGGCCCGUUCCAAGGCAUCACAGCCGAGCUUCACCUUGGCGAUGAAAACGAUUCCUUUCAGCGUUUACUUGAAGCCGGCGGAGGAGAGGUGGUUUCCCCAGGUUCAAUCUUCUGCUUUAGGUCAGCGUUGGAUAAUAGCAAAACCAAUCUCUGCAUUGUAGAAAAUCGGGAAAUGAAGAAACGUCAACUUUCCUUGUAUGCCAGUAAAGGCUUAUAUUGCGUCCCGCCCGUCUAUCUGAGGAAUCUUAUCCUGGCCGUGGGCAACAAGCUGCAAUGGAGUGAAUCAGUUUUGCCAGUGUUCCUUCCUUAUCUUUCAAUGGCUUCAGGUAGAAGAAGUUCCAGAUACAAGUGAAUCCUGCUGGAACAAAUGCGGACAACACAGCAGCCAAUGACAUCCGUUCCAGGUGCCGCAAUGGGGGCGAAAUCCAGUGAACUCGGCAACAUUUGAAGCCAUUGGGACGAGUUCAUAAGGAAGUUAAAGAACAUUAACUUCAUAUCGGAUGUAAGACACUUCCAUUUAGCCCAAAUAGACGACUACCUCAGCGACAAUCACAAACCGAAUGUCCGUCGUCUGAGAAAAUGCUUGUGAAAUAUUCCUUCUCUUGCAAUCGGUUAGAUUCUUUCACCUCUAAAUGAAAAUCAGAUCAAAUCUAGAUGCACAAUGCAGUGAAAACAAUCAGAAUGCCAAAAUCCAACAAGUAUUUUAAAUUGCUACAAUACAUUUGGAUGAAAAAAGUAAAAAAUAAAAGUAAAAAGAAUUCUUUUAACUUUAAGCGCGUAGCAUUGUGUGAUUCUGUAAAAUCAUGGCUAAAACAAUGACAUUCUAAACAGAUUGUUUUCUCACCUCCGCUGACCAAAUGAUUUAUGUCCCACGACUUCCGGAUUCAAGAAAUCGACCAUACGAUGAAAAUGCUAGCGCAUUUAUCGCGGAUCAUCAGUAAGGCGUCGUGACUUUUGUUCGUUUUCCAGAGGAUUCCUCCUCUAACCUACUAGAGGAGCGACGUCAGCUGAAGACGCUGGAAUUGGCUGAGAAGGAGGAAGAACGACGCAUGGAAGAAUUGCGUCAACAGGCCGAAGACGAAGCUAUCGCAGAGGAACGAAGAAGAAUCUUGGAGCAACACGCUCCGCUUUUGAUUGGUUUCUUGCCACCUGGUCUGUUUUGGAACAUGGCAGAAAUGAGUUCCCUACCCGAAAACAUCCAGGCCCAGUUCCGUCGGUACGUCCCGAUUCAAGACAAUCCAGAUUUAUGGUUAAUUUCGAAUCUAUUUACUUAUCUUUGCAUAGUUGAAGUGUUUGUGUAUUUUCUUGGUGUGGGUUCGUUGAUUCGUUCGUCCUGAUAUCGUGUGUCCACAAUCCAAAUCUCUACUAAAUGAUCCAUACCCUAAACUCAAACAUGAGUCAAUUA
Molecule: messenger RNA, 4020 nt
Organism: Daphnia magna
Lineage: Eukaryota; Metazoa; Arthropoda; Branchiopoda; Diplostraca; Daphniidae
Product: DNA topoisomerase 2-binding protein 1
Exons: 6
Coding region: 178-2967 (929 amino acids)
Biological process (GO): DNA replication initiation; mitotic G2 DNA damage checkpoint signaling; mitotic DNA replication checkpoint signaling
Source: RefSeq, a predicted model, not a curated record